AGGCUAGGCUGCAACCCGUAGGCGGAGUCGGCUCAAAUGGGCCUGUCUCCCCCGCUUUUAAUACAGAUGCGAUCCUCUGUUCGCCUGGCGUCCAGCACCGAGCGAGGCGAGCGAACCGCAGGCAGCGGACGUACAGAGAGAGAAAGAGAGAGACCGGCAAAACAACACCAUGACAGCACCGAACACAUACGACGUUAUUGUGAUCGGCGGAGGAAUAUCAGGGCUGAGUGCAGCUAAGCUGUUGAAGGAGAAAGGGCUGAGUCCUGUGGUUCUGGAAGCUAGAGAUCGGGUUGGUGGACGGACCUUCACCGUACGGAAUGAGCAGACUAAGUAUGUUGACCUGGGUGGGGCCUACAUCGGGCCUACACAGAAUCGGAUCCUCCGAUUGGCUAAAGAGUACGGAGUCGAGACCUACAAAGUCAACGAGGAGGAGAGGCUGGUGCAUUAUGUAAAGGGAAAGUCCUACCCAUUCAGAGGCUCUUUCCCCCCCAUGUGGAAUCCAUUUGCCCUGAUGGACUACAACAACCUUUGGAGGAAGAUGGAUGAGAUGGGCAGCGAGAUCCCCAGAGAGGCUCCAUGGAGGGCUCCCCAUGCUGAGGAGUGGGACAAGAUGACCAUGAAGCAGCUCUUUGACAAGAUCUGCUGGACCAAUUCUGCGAGGCGGUUUGCCACUCUGUUUGUGAACGUGAACGUGACCUCUGAACCCCACGAGGUGUCUGCCCUGUGGUUCCUCUGGUACGUCAAGCAGUGUGGAGGGACCAUGAGGAUUUUCUCCACCACCAACGGAGGACAGGAGAGGAAGUUUGUGGGCGGUUCCAGCCAGAUCAGUGAGUGUAUGGCCAAGGAGCUGGGUGAGUGUGUCAAGAUGGAAUCUCCCGUCUACAGGAUCGACCAGACAGGGGACAUGGUCGAGGUUGAGACUCUCAACAAGGAAACAUACAGGGCCAAGUAUGUGAUUGUGGCGACCGCCCCUGGUCUGAACCUGAAGAUGCACUUUAACCCCGAGCUGCCCCCGCUCAGAAACCAGCUGAUCCACAGGGUCCCCAUGGGCUCUGUCAUUAAGUGUAUGGUCUACUACAGAGAGAACUUCUGGAGGAAGAAAGGGUACUGUGGCACUAUGGUGAUCGAGGAGGAAGAGGCCCCCAUCAGCUUGACUCUGGAUGACACAAAGCCUGAUGGGACUGUGCCCGCCAUUAUGGGCUUCAUCCUGGCCCGCAAGUGUAGGAAGCUAUGUGAACUGACCAGAGAGGAGAGGAAGAAGAGGAUCUGUGAGAUCUACUCCAGAGUGCUGGGCUCAGAGGAAGCUCUGCAUCCUGUGCACUAUGAGGAGAAGAACUGGUGUGAGGAGGAGUAUUCUGGAGGCUGCUACACUGCUUACUUCCCCCCUGGUAUACUCACCCAGUACGGCAAGGUUAUCAGGAAGCCAGUAGGCAGACUGUACUUUGCAGGCACAGAGACAGCUACUGAGUGGAGUGGCUACAUGGAGGGGGCUGUUCAGGCAGGGGAGAGGGCCGCCAGAGAGAUCAUGUGUAUGAUGGGCAGGAUUCCUCAGAAUCAGAUCUGGCAAACAGAGCCUGAAUCAAUGGAAGUCCCACCACUCCCAUUCGUUACCACCUUCUGGGAGCGGAACCUCCCGUCGGUGGGUGGGUUCAUCAACUUCCUGGGCGUAGCCUCUGUCCUGUCUUUUGCCACGACAGCAGGCCUUUUGGCCUAUAAGAAGGGGCUUCUCACCCGGAGCUAAACCUAAACCCCUCCCACUUUCCUCAUUCUUCUCUCCUGUAUCUCUACAGAGCAAUUCUCCAAUGGCACCCUAUUCCCUGUACAGUGCACUACUUUUGACCAGAACAAGAGUAUUGCACUACUUUUGACCACAUGUGGCUAUGGUUCUAAAGUAAAGCACUAUAUAGGGAACAGGGUGCCAUGUUAGACGUAGCCACUGUGUUAUAGGCCUUGGUAAAGACUGUUUAACUCUGUCAUUCACUACUGUACCAUCGCCCCCAUCCAUUGUUCUAAAACUAGUGUAAACAGUCUCCCAACAGACCAUCUCUCAAGACCAACUCACAAUAAUGGUGUCUGUUCUGCUAAGAUUUGUGUCUUUGACACCUUAGACUUGUGAUGGAAGAUGUGAGUAGAUAGAGAGAAAGAGUGUGCAUGUGAGAGAGAGAGAGAGAGGGGGGGGGAGUGAGAGAGAGAGCAAAAUAAACCAAAAUAAGUCUGAUUCAGACUCUUUAACCAAUGAAGGAUGACAACUAAAUCAGAGUUAAUGAAAAAGAAACAGUAGCUUUUCUGAUGACCAUUAUCAUUCCAGAAAUUGCCAAUAAAUUCACAAACCUGCGUUGACUGUUU
Messenger RNA from Oncorhynchus mykiss (rainbow trout), 2346 nucleotides. It is a transcript of the gene maoa, whose product is annotated as monoamine oxidase a. Gene Ontology annotation, cellular component: mitochondrion. Gene Ontology annotation, molecular function: primary methylamine oxidase activity; flavin adenine dinucleotide binding. The record is from RefSeq and is a predicted model, not a curated record. Lineage: Eukaryota; Metazoa; Chordata; Actinopteri; Salmoniformes; Salmonidae.